CGGCGCAUGCGCAGUGCAGCGAGGGGAGGGAGGUAAACAAGAUGGCGGCAGCCUUGAAGCAGCAGCAGCUGUGAAGAACAGAUGCGAGAAAAUAAACGAAUGAAGAGCAGAACCGGAGCAGAAACGCGAGUGUCCGUUCGUCGUUGAGCUGUGCUGGUGAUUGCAGCCUCAGGUCGGUAUUUUGGAUCUUGGUCAUGGAUUUCCCAUAAUGCCGAAGUGAAAUCGGUAAUCCUCACCAAAGAGAGCUUCUGGAAAGGAUGCGAGGUGUUUGGUUUUGCGUGUUUCUGCAGAGAUGUCCAGCGCUCCAGUGAUUCCCAGCGUCGGCUAACAAAGCCUCGGGACUAAAACGUCACACCAGCAGCAGAUUAUCAAAGACUCGUUGUUUUCGGUGAUUGUUUGGAUCUGUUCGUUUCACUGAGCGAUGCUUCUGCUGCGGUUUAACAGGCGUUUAUCGUUUGUAAUGUUGUUGUUCUGCUGACUGAUCUUCUCAAUCUGAACUGCUCCUCCGUUGCUUCGGAUCACCAGUAUUCCCGUCGAGCGAUCGGGGAAGAGCGCCGAUCGGCGGCGGAGAGCGAGAGGCCGGGGAAGAUGAGUGUUGGUGGGGAACUCCAGCAUCUGGAUUACCUGACGGAGAACGAGCUGAUGGGGAUGGACACCUUCAUCCACCGCAUCGACUCCACCGAGGUCAUCUACCAGCCGCGACGCAAGCGCGCCAAGCUGAUCGGGAAGUACCUGAUGGGCGAUCUGCUCGGGGAAGGGUCGUAUGGGAAGGUCAAGGAGAUGCUGGACUCGGAGACUUUGUGUCGCAGAGCCGUUAAGAUCCUGAAGAAGAAGAAACUGAGGAGAAUUCCCAACGGAGAGGCCAAUGUGAAAAAGGAGAUUCAGCUGCUGAGACGACUACAGCACAAAAACGUCAUCCAGCUGGUGGAUGUGCUGUACAACGAAGAGAAGCAGAAAAUGUAUAUGGUGAUGGAGUAUUGUGUCUGUGGAAUGCAGGAAAUGUUGGACAGCGUUCCGGAGAAGAGAUUUCCAGUAUUUCAAGCUCACGGGUACUUUUGCCAGCUUCUGGAUGGUCUUGAAUACUUGCACAGCCAGGGAAUUGUACACAAAGAUAUUAAACCAGGGAAUUUGCUGCUCACUACAGAUGGGGCGUUGAAGAUCUCUGACUUGGGUGUAGCGGAGGCGCUCCACCCGUUUGCGGAGGACGACACAUGUCGGACGAGUCAGGGGUCGCCAGCGUUCCAGCCCCCAGAGAUCGCCAACGGCCUGGACACGUUUUCAGGGUUCAAGGUGGACAUCUGGUCUGCUGGGGUCACGCUAUACAACAUAACCACGAGCCUGUACCCGUUUGAGGGGGACAACAUCUAUAAGCUAUUUGAGAACAUUGGGAAGGGUGACUACACUGUUCCAGAGGAGUGCGGCCCGCUGCUCUCGGACCUGCUGAGAGGGAUGCUGGAAUAUGAUCCUGUGAAGAGGUUUUCAAUACAGCGCAUCAGACAACACAACUGGGUGCGUAAGAAACACCCGCCCUCGGAGCCGCCGGUGCCCAUCCCACCCAGCGCAGAGACGCGCGACCGGUGGCGGAGCAUGACGGUGGUGCCGUACCUGGAGGAUCUCCACGGUUACGCUGACGAGGAGGAUGAUGACGAGCUGUUCGACGGCGAGGAUGACAUCAUAUACACUCAGGACUUCACCGUACCAGGGCAGGUCCUGGAGGAUGAGGAGGAUGAGGAAGAAGAGCGCGCUCCGGAGCGCACCUGUGCCGUGGCCAAACCGGUGUGUGUGAACGGGACGGAGUCGGCCGCACUGAAGCCCAAAUCCGAGCGGCGCUCCAGCUCUUCCUCCAAUCCCUCCAGGAAAGGCAUCUCCGCCGCCAGCAAGAUCCGCAAACUUUCCACCUGCAAGCAGCAAUGACCCGCUGCACACCUGCGCUCCUCUGUACAGGUUUAUGUUGUUUCCCAGCAGUCAGUUCUAAACGCUGUUUUCGACACACACUUCUGCAGUGAUGAUGAACUCAGACACACAGUGCCAGGACUUUAUCUGGAGCGGACUGACUUUACUUGAGAAUGCUGUUAAAGAGUGGAGACGUUUCCCACAAUCCUCCUCCGUGGCUGAAGAUCGUCCUUUCGGUUUCUCUGACCCGACCUUCCGUUUAGUUUUAAACCUUAGUCUUUUAAUUUACAGUCAUUACCUGCAGUUAAAGAUGCAGAUGGUUUGAUGUAAAGAGUGACACAGAGAUGAGUUCUUGUAGGGAAAUAUGCUGCAGAUGAUGUUAAAACUAAACUGCAUGCUGUGACGCGGACGGAGAGCUGCUCGCCACAGGACGUUUGGGUUCAUUUUCCCCAUUUGGUUUGUUUUUCCCAUUAAAUAUUUUUUAAGUAUUAUUUAUAUAAAACACAUCCCAACAGAA
Molecule: messenger RNA, 2410 nt
Organism: Onychostoma macrolepis
Lineage: Eukaryota; Metazoa; Chordata; Actinopteri; Cypriniformes; Cyprinidae
Gene: stk11
Product: serine/threonine kinase 11
Exons: 11
Coding region: 589-1914 (441 amino acids)
Biological process (GO): regulation of cell growth; establishment of cell polarity; DNA damage response
Cellular component (GO): cytoplasm; nucleus
Molecular function (GO): protein kinase activator activity; ATP binding; protein serine/threonine kinase activity
Source: RefSeq, a predicted model, not a curated record